UCAUUGUCCAAGAAGAUUCUUGUUGGUGGAAGAGGGGUAAACGUAGUUGAGAAGCAUAAGGGGCUGUUUUAGGCCCUUAGAAUGAGCUUAGUUUGAGAUAUAGUUUGCUUAGUAUGUCUUUUAUGUGAUUUUGGAGCAGUUUGAGGUGAAUAUGAGUGAAAUUGUUGUGUAGGAUUCUAUGAGUUUUCAGGGAAGGAAGAUUAAACCAAUGACUGGCGAUUUGAUGGUUAAAAUAAAAGAUUUUAAAUGUUGUAAAUGAGACAAAGAGCUUGAAGAUCAAGACGAUAAGUACUACUGUCUCAGGUCUUGAUCUCAUUUCAUUUGCGAAGACUGAUUCAAGGAGAUAAUUAAGGUUGAAUACUCUGUUAAUGAAUUUGCAAGUUGACCUAAAUGCUCUAGAAUAAUCCAUGAAGACGAAAUUGAGGUUAUAUUAGGUGAUGAGUUUGAAGAAAUUCUGUCUGAAAUUCAAAGCAAUUCUGAUGACCAGAAAGAAGGUUUUGUCCAUUGCAGAUGUGGAGAAGAAAUAAAGAUUGUAAAGCAUAAGACAAAAUAUGAUGCAAGUGAUGAUCAAGGAAAGAUUAUAUCUCCUGAGGCAGCUGAGCACCUCGCCAUGUACAAGACCAAGUGCAAAGCUUGUAAGGACGACUUUUGUGCCAAAUGCAUGGUGACCCCCUAUCACUUCGGAUUCACUUGUCCACAACACAGAGAACACGUGGAGUCGGACAAGUGAAGAUACUGAAGAGUGGCCAUCAAGAAGAAGAGGAAGAGAGGCAUUCUCCAAUUCGUCUGAAGCAACUUAGAAUGAAGGAAGAUAGCCAAGCAAGCUUGCCCAGAAGUCCUGGAAUGAGGGCAUAUUUGCAAUGGAACUCGCAAAGAGAAAGAAUGCCUUCCUUGCUUAGAGCCAGAAUGAGUUAAAGAAGAUGAGUCUAAAACUCUCUGUGAAUCCAAAGAUUCCAACUGUAUGAUCUGCUUCAGCGAUACACUCGGCUCUCAGCCUUGUGUUCAGCUAGAAUGCAAGCACAUCUUCCACAUAGACUGCAUGAUCACAAAAAUGGAGAUGAAGUGGUUCGGGCCAAGGAUCCACUUUGCAUACAAGAAGUGUCCUGCUUGUAAGGCUGAUAUUCAAGGGAGUUCCAACAAGAAGCUCCAGAGACUCCUAGAUGAAGCCAACGAACUUGAAGCACAAGUCAGGGCAAAGGCAGUCGAGCGAGGAAAGCUUGAGGGUCUUGACAAAGACGAAAGGCUCAGAGAUGAGCAAGACGAUUACUUUGAGAACUACGAAGAGUACUGCCUUGACCGAUUGGCUUACUACAUUUGAUUUAGGUGCCAACAUAUUUACUACGGAGGAAUGCGAGAAUGUGGAAAUGCCCUUGAAAACCCUGAAGAUUACAAGCCUGAAGAUUAUGUAUGUGGGGAGUGAAGAAUGGAAGACUUUGCUGGAAAAGCCAAUUGCGACAUCCACGGGAGUGAGUUUAUUGAAUGGAAAUGUAGAUACUGCUGUAAUUAUUCAAGAUGGUUUUGCGGUGGAAACACUCACUUCUGUGAGCCAUGUCAUUCAACUGGUAAUCGAAACACUAAAAAAUGUCCAGGCCCUCCAGAAUGUAAAAUUCUAAUGGAGCAUCCAUGUAAUGGUACUGAAUAUGCAAUGGGCUGUGGCAUGUGUCGCCAUAAUAAUCUUCGAAGUAACUAAUCCUUCUUUCUAUCA
This is a messenger RNA of Moneuplotes crassus, 1705 nucleotides long. The record is from the annotation of a GenBank genome assembly. NCBI's taxonomy places the organism in Eukaryota, Ciliophora, Spirotrichea, Euplotida, Euplotidae.